AUGAUGAAAUACGAUUGUAACCAUCAAAACGAAAGCUCUACUGUUACAGACAGUUCAACAUUGGUAACAUCAUCGUUAAUAAAAGUACGUUCGUUCGGAACAAUCACUCGUGCAGGCGACCCUAUUGUUGGGAUAUACAAUACAUCAGCUGGUAUGUCUACAGGUUGUAAAAAUGGCAGUUUCUCAAGCAGCAGUGAAAUGCCUCCUGAAGCGAUUGACAAUUUAACUUCUACGAAGUACUUGAAUUUUGGAAGUACUGGUGGUUUUAAUAUCGAAGCUCCUGCACCUGGAGUAGACACUGGUUUUUAUGUAACACCUACUAUUAGUAAUAAUUCAAUUGCUACUGCUCUUCUUUUUGCAACGGCAAAUGAUUCCCCUAAUCGUGAUCCAAUUACCGUAACUCUCGAAGGAAGUAAUAGCAAUGCACUCGAUAUUGGUUCGAGUUGGACGCUUAUAUAUAACGGUUCGACUGGUAUUGAUCCUACAACAGUUCCUGCUCGACAGCAAUACGUUACUCAACAAAAUUUUUCAAAUACUAUUGCUUAUAAAAGUUAUCGACUUCUGGUUACUUCUCAACGUGGUUCAGAUUGGGCUGUUCAAUAUUCGGAAGCUCAAAUAAUUGGUUAUUAUUGA
Molecule: messenger RNA, 633 nt
Organism: Adineta steineri
Lineage: Eukaryota; Metazoa; Rotifera; Eurotatoria; Adinetida; Adinetidae
Source: the annotation of a GenBank genome assembly